AUGGGCCACCACACGCGCAGGGAAUCCCUCUCCGGGCCGUUCCCCACGUCAGCCCGGUCCGCCGGUGAGUACGUGACCGACCUCGAGUGGCCCUUCGGAAAGCUCGACGGCAUCGACUCCGACGACGUCCGCGAGACCGCCUACGAGAUCUUCUUCACGGCCUGCCGGUCAUCACCGGGCUUCGGUGGCGGCCGGAACGCCUUGUCCUUCUAUUCCUCCAAUAACCACGACAAUAACAAUAAUAAUUGUGACGGGAAUGGCAGUGGUAAUGGGCCGGCGAGUCCGGCGAGUCCGAAGCCCAGCGGAGGCGUCGUGAUAACGACGCCGACGAGCAGGGUGAAGCGGGCUCUAGGGCUGAAGAUGUUGAAGCGGUCUCCGUCGAGGAGGAUGGUGUCUGGCGGCGGCGGGGGGUCGAAUCCGGGGUCACCGAGCUCUCAUGGGGGAUCGAACGGGGGGUCGCCGUUGAUGUCGUUCACCGUGCCGCAGCUGACUAGGCCGAGGCGGCCGAUGACGUCGGCGGAGAUAAUGAGGCAGCAGAUGAGGGUGACGGAGCAGAGUGACAACCGGCUGAGGAAGACGCUCAUGAGGACCCUUGUAGGCCAAAUGGGAAGGCGAGCAGAGACCAUAAUCCUCCCACUAGAGCUCCUCCGCAACCUCAAACCCUCCGAAUUCAACGACUCCCACGAGUACUACCUCUGGCAAAAACGACAACUCAAAAUCCUCGAGUCCGGCCUCCUCCUCCACCCUUCCAUCCCCCUCGACAAGUCGAACCCCUUCGCCGCCCGCCUCCGCGACAUUGUCCGCUCCGGCGAGUCCAAGUCCAUCGACACCGGCAAGAACUCCGACACCAUGCGAACCCUAUGCAACUCCGUCGUCUCCCUCUCCUGGCGCAGCCCCAACGGCUCCACCCCCGCCGACGUUUGCCACUGGGCCGACGGCUUCCCCGUCAAUGUCCACCUCUACGUCGCCCUCCUCCGCUCCAUCUUCGACAUCCGCGACGAAACCCUAGUCCUCGACGAGGUCGACGAGCUCCUAGAGCUCAUGAAAAAGACGUGGUCCACGUUUGGCAUCACUAGGGCAACGAACAACGCGUGCUUCACGUGGGUCUUGUUCCACCAAUACGUCGCGACGGCGAUGGUGGAGCCAGAACUGCUGGGCGCGGCGCACGCGAUGCUGGCGACGGAGGUGGCGAGCGACGCGAGGAAGAGCGAGAGGGAUGUCGUUUAUACGAGGAUAUUGUCGUCGGUUUUGGGGUCGAUGAAAGGGUGGGCGGAGAAGAGGUUGAUGAGAUACCAUGAGUAUUUCUUGAGAGGGACGGUGGGGCAGAUAGAGAGCCUUUUGCCGCUGGCACUGUCGGCGUCGAGGAUAUUGGGAGAGGAUGUUACGAUCGUAGAAGGUGGUGGCGGCGGCGGCGGUGAUGGGGAGGAGAAGAGGGAUACAAUGGUGCUGGUGGACUCGUCUGGGAAUCGGGUUGACUAUUACAUUAGGUCUUCGGUCAAGAAUGCCUUUGCAAAGAUAAUUGAGAGUGGGAAUGCCAAGGAAAUAAAGGAGGAGGAGGCAAGUGAAGCUAUACUUCAUUUAGCCAAAGAGACGGAGGAUUUGGCCUUAAAGGAGAGGGAAUGCUUCAGCCCCAUACUGAAGAAGUGGCGCCCGACGGCGGCAGCGGUUGCGGCGGUGACACUUCACAACUGCUAUGGAGCUGUGCUGAAGCAGUACUUAAGUGGGAUUUCAACAUUGACAAAUGAUACGGUCGGAGUGCUACAGAGAGCUGGGAAGCUGGAAAAGAUGUUGGUCCAAAUGGUGGUUGAAGACUCAGCAGAAUGUGAAGAUGGAGGCAAAUCAAUUGUUAGGGAGAUGGUUCCUUAUGAAGUUGAUCAUGUCAUUUUGAACCUUUUGAAGAAGUGGAUUGAUGAGAGAUUGGUCAAAGGAAAAGAGUGCCUUACCAGGGCAAAAGAAACAGAAACAUGGAAUCCAAUGUCUAAAUCAGAGCCAUAUGCACAAUCAGCUGUGGAUUUAAUGAGAUUGGCUAAGGAAGCAGUGGAUGAGUUCUUUGAAAUCCCAAUAGGCAUCACUGAAGAUUUAGUUCAAGAUCUUGCUGAUGGUUUGGAGAAACUCUUCCAAGAGUACACUACAUUUGUUGCAUCAUGUGGCACCAAACAGAGUUAUGUCCCCGCACUUCCUCCUCUAACAAGAUGCAACCGAGACUCAAAGUUGCUCAAGCUAUGGAAGAAAGCCACCCCAUGUGGGGCCAACCUAGAAGAAAUCUCUUACCAAAACGGAAUGUCACCCAACGAAGGCCACCACCCACGCCCAUCAACAAGCCGAGGAACUCAACGCCUCUACAUCCGUCUCAACUCGCUCCACUACCUUCUCUCUCAUCUCCAUUCCCUCGACAAAUCCCUCUCCCUCUCCCCCCGAAUCAUUCCCUCCUCCCGAAACCGCUUCUCCAACGCCCGAAAACCGAGCUCCACCGGCUUCGAACGCACUCAAUCCGCCGUCCAAUCCGCCGGCCAGCACGUCUCCGAAUUGGCGGCCUACCGGUUAAUAUUCCUCGACUCCAACCCUGUCUUCUACGACAGCCUCUACGCAGGCGGGAGCGUCAACAACGCGAGAAUUAAGCCCGCGCUGCGAAUACUAAAGCAGAAUUUAACUCACGUCGCCAACGCGAGAAUUAAGCCCGCGCUGCGAAUACUAAAGCAGAAUUUAACUCUCAUGGCUGCGAUUCUCGACGAUAGAGCUCAGGCAUUGGCGAUGAGGGAGGUCAUGAAGGCCUCUUUCGAGGCCUUUUUGAUGGCGCUGCUUGCUGGAGGAAGUUCUAGGAUCUUUUUACGGUCGGACCACGAGAUGAUUGAGGAGGACUUCGACGCGUUGAAGAGGGUUUUCUGCAUGUGCGGGGAAGGGCUUAUUGCAGAGGGCGUGGUGGAGCGGGAGGCGGAGACGGUGGAAGGUGUUAUAACCUUGAUGGGGCAGUGCACUGAGCAGCUCAUGGAGGAUUUCAGCAUUGUUACUUGUGAAACAAGUGGGAUAGGGCUGAUGAGUAUUAUAGGGCAAAAGUUGCCGAUGCCUCCGACCACCGGGAGGUGGCACCGGUCGGAUGCGAACACGAUAUUGAGAGUGAUGUGCCAUAGGAAUGACAUAGCGGCCAAUCAGUUCUUGAAGAGGACGUUCCAAUUGGCAAAGAGGAGAUGAAGAAGAAGAUAAAAGUUUUCAUUGUGGUGCAUUUCUUGUUGUACUAUUGACUUUUAACAUGGGAAAAAAAGAA
Morus notabilis is the source of this 3262-nucleotide messenger RNA. RefSeq lists its product as uncharacterized. The transcript is spliced from 5 exons. Lineage: Eukaryota; Viridiplantae; Streptophyta; Magnoliopsida; Rosales; Moraceae. The coding region runs from base 1 to 3189 and encodes 1062 amino acids. The record is from RefSeq and is a predicted model, not a curated record.